AUGAUGUUGGAUGAAAAUGAUGGUUCCGAUAUGGAGUUGGACUCCGAUACGUCUCUCGACGCAUAUCAUAUUUACAGUAAUGUUUCUACUAAAAAUCAGUGUUCAAAGACACAAACUUCUCAAAAUUCGGACCGGGACAAUGAUAAGUCAUCUGAUAGAGAACAAUUAAAAAUUUCGCAAUCAUCACCUUCUCGACGUGGGGAAGCUUCUUAUUACGGAAACGAUCGCAUUAAGCAUUCCGGUUACCUUAUGAAUAACCCUCCAAAAUCUUAUAAAUCUCCGAGUAAAUCACUCACAACUGUUAACGUUAGUAACGGUCAAAGACCGAUAGAGAGGCGCGAAAGAAUUAAAUUUGAAUUGAAGAGCACUGGAUAUAAAAAUAAAUUGCAAUCUACUAAUUCUAACAUGUCAAUAAAAAAUAAUUCUGACGCGAGUAGAAAUAAAAAGGAUUACGUGAGGGAGACACAAUUGUCUCCUCUUAUGAAUAAAUCUUUAUUGUCAUCUGUAACAUCGUAUCCUUCAUAUAAUGUGACCAAAAAAAUCGAUCCACCGACUUCAUCAGCGUUAAAACAUGUAAAAGAUGAUUCAGUGCGCAAGUAUGAUGAUAAAAGUGCAACUGAAAGUAAUUUUAAGGAUCGAGCCACGAGGAAUCUCGUAACCGUAGGAAAAGGAUCUGAUCAUUCAUUUGAAAAAAUCGGUAAUAAAAGUCUUUCAUUAGUUGAAAAAGGUUCCUCAACUAUGAUGAAAGGCAAUGCAGGAUUGAUCGUGGAAAAUUCAAUGAGUAUAGAAAAAGGUAUUAAUCAAAAAGUUAAUGAUUUUACCACUUCGAAGCUGGUCGUAAAAAAUCCUUUAACUGCAAUAAGAGGUAAUGACCAAUCGCAAAAACAAGAAGCUGACGAAAAUUCUGUCAUUUUAGAAAAAUUUCCGAGUCAAGUGGAAAGCCAGACCGUUAAUGACGACAAACCCAAAGCACAAGAGUCAAGUUCAAAAGUUGUGCAAAAGGAACAAACUGAGAAGAAACGUCAAAUUACGGAAUUGCCAAUCGCGAAUGAUAAAAUUAUCAAGAACGAUGUAACUAGUAAAAACUCUGGAGAUGAUAAAAAUAAUAAGAUCAAUGAGGUAAUCGUAUUGUCUGAUCAAGAUCACCAUCCCAAAGAUGAUAUCAUUAUCGAGAUAAGUGGAGACAGCGCAUCAUCUGGAAACGAGAUUGAUGAAAGCGAUAAAUCUGAGACCAAUAAUUCUCUGGAGAAAGGUAAAUCUAAAUCUAAAGGCAAACAAAUGGCUACGCCUGCAAAUCAAACAUCAUCUCCAAGCAAAACUGAAGUAGCCAGCAAAGUAUUUGAAAAUAUUUGUCACUUGGACCAUCUUGCUGAUCUGAUGACAAAUUUGACAGACAAGAUAAGUAAAAAUUCUCAAAUGGUUCAACCAAUUAGUCAAGAUACGCAACAUUCUAGCCAGGAAACUCGGCCCAUUAACCAGGAUACGCAACUGGCUAAACAUUUGGAUCAACCAAAUGGGCAAGCAAAUCAAGAAGAGUCAACACAAUCUACUAUUCAAGGAUCCCAACCUGAUGAAGAAAUCACCCCUUCAGAGCUAUCAAACGAGAUAAUUGAAAAAUAUCGCGAAUUGGAUAAUACUCUAUCAGAAUUCGAUAAGAUAGCAAAAAAAGCGGUUAGUGCGUAUGGGGAAUUAAAUAAAUUAUUACCAGAGGGAACUAUGGUUAAGAUAGAUCCUCCUUCCACCUAUAAAUGGGAUAUAAUAGCUAGUAUGCUUGGUAUUGCUGAUAUUAAUAAGAUAAAGAUCAAUCAAGUGGGAUCGGAUACGGAAGAUCAUAAGAAAAAUUCUAUGGAAGAUGAACAAAAAGAUGUAAAGAAUGAAUCCAAUGUGGUGAUGGAGAUUUCAUCUGAAGCAGAAUUCGACGAAGAAGAAUUAGAUGUGCUAUCGGAUGAUCCAGAUGAUAAGAACUUUAAGUGCAGGUCGACAAUCUUGAGAUAUCCGAAUCCAAAAAGGUGGCAUAACACAAGAAGUAACAGACCGCCUAGUGCUAAUCUUCGCCAACGUACACGAGUUGUUUCUGACUCUUUUAAUAUUCCGACUGCAUCCAUUACACAUAACAGCCCUUCAAAGAAAAAACUGUCUCAUCCUACCCCCAAAAGAUCUUUAAGAGCAAGAAAAGCCGAAAAUGAAGAAGAAGAUACCCCAACUCCAACCCCGAAUUCUGAUAAAGUUUAUGAAGAUGGAAGACCAAGAAGGCCUGGUAAUGGUUUUAGUUACUUUUGUGGCGAUAUAUGUGCAAAAGUAAGGAAUGAAAAAUUGAAUAUCAGUGGUACAAUAGCAUAUGCUGCCGAAAUAUGGAAAAAAAUGUCAGCUGAGGAGAAACAACCUUGGUUAGAUAGAGGUGCAAAGUCGAAAAUUGAGUAUCAAGAGCAAAUAACUAAAUGGAAGGAACAGCAAACACCUAAUAAUACAAAAAAGAGGAAGGGUUCUUCAAAACAUGGCUCGUCUUCUAAAAGACCUCGUAAUGAUUGA
Messenger RNA from Funneliformis mosseae, 2529 nucleotides. Lineage: Eukaryota; Fungi; Glomeromycota; Glomeromycetes; Glomerales; Glomeraceae. The record is from the annotation of a GenBank genome assembly.